GCUCGCCCGCCCGGGGCCGGCGGGGCCGGAGCGCGGGGAUGGAGCCCCGGACCGGGCCGCAAGACACAGUGGACUGAAGGCGAACCGUUUGGAUCCAGGAGCCGAGCCUAAGGGACUCAAGUGCUUUUUGCUCCCGGAGACGGAUGCCCCGCGAGCCUUGGGACAUGGCUCACUUGAGGGAAUUCGCCAACCAGCACUCCCGGGUGGACCCAGAGGAGCUAUUCACCAAACUAGAAAGGAUUGGAAAAGGAUCGUUUGGAGAAGUGUACAAGGGGAUUGACAAUCGCACCAAGGAGGUGGUGGCCAUCAAGAUCAUUGACCUGGAGGAGGCAGAGGACGAGAUCGAAGACAUUCAGCAGGAAAUCACCGUGCUGAGCCAGUGCGACAGCCCCUACAUCACUCGCUACUAUGGCUCCUACUUGAAGAGUACCAAGCUGUGGAUUAUCAUGGAGUAUUUGGGAGGCGGUUCAGCGCUGGACUUGCUGAAGCCGGGCCCCUUGGAGGAGACUUACAUCGCCACUAUCCUGCGGGAAAUUCUCAAGGGUUUGGAUUAUCUGCAUUCAGAGAGGAAGAUCCACCGGGACAUCAAAGCUGCCAACGUGCUGCUUUCUGAACAAGGGGAUGUGAAGCUGGCAGACUUUGGCGUGGCUGGACAGCUCACAGACACUCAGAUUAAGCGAAAUACCUUUGUGGGGACUCCCUUCUGGAUGGCACCCGAGGUUAUCAAGCAGUCAGCCUAUGACUUUAAAGCAGAUAUUUGGUCUCUUGGCAUUACAGCCAUCGAGUUAGCCAAGGGAGAGCCGCCGAACUCUGACCUCCAUCCAAUGAGAGUUCUCUUCCUCAUUCCUAAAAAUAACCCUCCGACUUUGGAGGGACAUCACAGCAAGCCCUUUAAAGAGUUUGUGGAGGCCUGUCUCAACAAGGAUCCCCGAUUUAGGCCAACUGCUAAGGAAUUACUAAAGCACAAGUUUAUCACUCGCUACACCAAGAAAACCUCAUUCCUAAUGGAGUUGAUCGACCGAUACAAGCGCUGGAAAUCCGAGGGCCACGGAGAGGAUUCCAGUUCUGAGGAUUCUGACAUUGAUGGUGAUGCUGAGGAUGGAGACCAGGGUCCAAUCUGGACGUUUCCCCCCACCAUUCGCCCAAGCCCCCUCAAUAAACUGCACAAAGGAAUGGCUCUCAAUGGGUCGCAGAAGUCAGCCGAGCCCAUCAAACGGCAGCCAAGAUCUCAGUGUCUCUCCACGCUCGUCCGGCCCGUCUUCGGGGAGCUCAAAGACAAGCACAAGCAGACCGGAGGCAACGUCGGCGCCAUGGAGGAGCUGGAAAACGCCUUCAGCCUGGCUGAGGAGUCCUGCCCUGGCAUCUCUGACAAACUCAUAGCACAUAUGGUGGAGCGGGUUCAGAGGUUUUCACACAGCAGGAACCAUCUAACUUCGACCCGCUGAGGAGGAUUCCUGCUGCUUUUCCGUGGGGAGGGGCCGGUUUUUUUUUUCAGCUUCAUAAGAACUACAUGUUGAAACAAACCACCACCAUGUGCUGCUGGAUGUCACUUUGUGCUAUGGACUCUAGGACAUUUCAGAACUUUAGGUUCAUCAUGUCUCCAUGCCAACAAGGGUUGGGGGUUCUCUGUGUAAGUAUAAUAUGGUCCUUUGGAGGACCCGUGUGCAUGGUCUGAUUAUCUUUUUACACCUUAUUCCAGGGAGUUUCCAGUGGAUAUCGUACUUUUUUGAAGGAAGGAAGGAAGUCGGUACCUUCUGUGCUUUCCACGAGGAAGCGUGGUCUCGUCAGCAGACGGGAACGGUGUGAACGCAGGGGUCUAGGCAGAAGCUCCUGCUUUUCCUCACACUCCAGCCGUCGGCUGGGAGAAAGAGCCCCUGCCCAACCCUGCGUUGGCACCAAAAGCAUUUGGCUUCAGUUCCCACUUGUAGGGUGGCGGAGUGGGAAGGACAGGCAGAGCUGUUCCCUUCAUCACUCAUUUAAAGGAUGAUGGGUUAAAUGGGGGGGCCCUGCUUCCCUGAGUGGUUUACGGCCACACAGGCUAGUUAGAGAGUAGCACCAGAGUGCGAUCCCAAAGCCCUGCCUUCUCCCCUUCCUCCCUCCCCUAGGGCCAGGGGGAAAGAUGGCAUUUCCUCUAGGCCUUGCUGCAGGGGUUCUCUGAUUGGAGUGCACAUGAGCCAUGAAGGGCUUUUGACAAGCCCCACUAACCGUGCACUCGAGAGUGAGACUGUGAGCCCACUGUUGGGUAGGGACUGUCUCUAUGUGUUGCCAGCUUGUACUUCCCAAGCGCUUCGUACAGUGCUGUGCACACAGUAAGCGCUCAAUAAAUACGAUUGAUUGAUUGAAAGGUCAGGAAGAGGCCCUUACCUGGGCAUCAAGCUGAAAGAUGCCAAACCCCCUUCCCCAAGGCUGAGGCUGUCCUCGGUUCCUAAAAGACAGUAAACUCAAAGUCACUGUACAGCUCAGGCGGACAUGGUGCCUGAGAAUGCAGUUUGUCCCAACUGCUCCGUGGGUCUUGGGCCUCCAAGAAAGCCUACCUUUUCUCCUCAUCCUCUCAGCCUUAAGUGGAAUCCAGUUAGCCAAAGCCAAGCCUUGCCCUCAACGAGCUGUCUCUGGGGCUGCUUUACUAACCUGUGCAACAACAUCAUGCCCAUCACCUAGGUUAACUGGGGGCCCCCCUCAGUGCACCAACUGCAAAAAAACCAAAUCAAAACAAAGGCUGUUUAACAAUGAACUCGAGUGCUGGAUCUUUUUCAUCUCAAAGGUCUGAAGCCAUAGUCUACCUUCACCAGAGUAAGCCCGUUCUUUCCCAGGCUGAAGGUAGGAAGGAACAGAUGUGGCGAUUUACAUAGGAAUCAGGCUGGAAGGCCUCAGGUUGAUUGGUGUGAGCAGCCAGUAGCAGGAGGAUGGACCCAGGUGUGUGGCAGCGUGAUGUGGGAAGACAACAGAAAGCUCCCCUGCCAGUUCUCCAACUUUAUAGUGUUCAUGAUGGUGGUAGACUUGCCUGUGUGAUAUUUAAUCAGGUACCUUGUAUUCUUCAUUGGCACCUAAGUUGUCGGAAAUGAUUUUUUUUUUUUUUUAGAGAGUAAAACGUUCAUCCGUUUCCUCCGGUAUUCUGGGACAAAAGGUUUUAGUUUUUAAAGAUCGUUGAAAGGGACCUGCCACUUUCAAUAAAGAAAUGAACUGAAUCUGGU
Molecule: messenger RNA, 3191 nt
Organism: Tachyglossus aculeatus (Australian echidna)
Lineage: Eukaryota; Metazoa; Chordata; Mammalia; Monotremata; Tachyglossidae
Gene: STK25
Product: serine/threonine kinase 25
Exons: 12
Coding region: 144-1445 (433 amino acids)
Biological process (GO): protein phosphorylation
Molecular function (GO): protein kinase activity; ATP binding
Source: RefSeq, a predicted model, not a curated record